UACAACGCGCGGAGACACCUCGCCCAUUGGCCCGGCGCGCCGUCUGUCCCGGUCGCGCGCCGCCGCCGCCAUGGUUCGGUUCAAGAACAGGUACGUGCUGUGCGAGGUGGUCUCGGAGGACCCGCGGUGCCGGCAGUGCAUCGAGGACCGCACGCUGGGCCUCGCCGUCAGAGACGCCAUCGCGCGGGUGCACGGGGACUACGGCUUGGCGUGCUGCUCCAUCUCCUUCACCGUGAAGUACCUGAACGCCUACACGGGGACGGUGCUGCUGCGGUGCCGCAAGGACUCGUACGGGCUGCUGUGCUCCGCGCUGCCCUUCGUUCGAUACCUGGAGAGCCGCGCCCAGCGCUACCCCUGCUUCCUCAACACCCUGCACGUCGGAGGUACCAUAAGAACAUGUCAGAAAUUUCUGAUUCAGUAUAACAGAACACAGCUGCUGAGGUUGUUGCAAAACUGUACAACUGAAGAGGAAAGACAAUGUAUACAGAAGUCCUUGUUGAGCUGUUUCCUUACAGAAGAGCAGUCUCAAAGUGGAGAUGAGGAUGAUGGCACAGAGACAGACUGAAUGUCACUUGUUACUGUUCACCUCCAUUCUGUACUUAUUUAAUCAAGUUGUGACUGGUUAUCUUCAGUGUUAAGCAAUGCAGAGGACAGAAAAAGCAUUUGUUCAUAUUUAGACUUCAUUCCCCAUUCCAGAAAUUCUUAAACAAAUUUAAAAAUAAUAAAACAUUAUUUCACUUAA
Corvus hawaiiensis (hawaiian crow) is the source of this 742-nucleotide messenger RNA. RefSeq names its product POP5 homolog, ribonuclease P/MRP subunit (gene POP5). Lineage: Eukaryota; Metazoa; Chordata; Aves; Passeriformes; Corvidae. The record is from RefSeq and is a predicted model, not a curated record. The transcript is spliced from 5 exons. Gene Ontology annotation, biological process: tRNA 5'-leader removal. Gene Ontology annotation, molecular function: ribonuclease P RNA binding. The coding region runs from base 71 to 565 and encodes 164 amino acids. Gene Ontology annotation, cellular component: ribonuclease P complex.